CAUGCGGAGCCAGCCGUCGCUCAUGGACUAGCCGGAGGUCUGCUGGUGGACUGAGUCGGGCUUGUCGCGUACUGGGUGACCUAGUGGACCAUGGCUGCCAAAGAGGACCUUUACAGUAAAAUCCUCCCUCGGAGGCUCCGGCAGAACCGGCCGGGCUCAGUGAAAUGUGGCUCCAACUUGGACGUGCUGUUAUCCAUGGGCUUCCCCAGACCAAGGGCACUGAAGGCUCUGGUAUCAACAGGAGGUCGCAGUGUGCAAGCAGCAUGUGACUGGUUGUUCUCCCAUGUGGACGACCCCUUCCUGGACGACCCUCUGCCCAGGGAGUUUGUCCUCUACCUGCGCCCCAGCGGACCUCUGCAGAACCAGCUCUCCCACUUCUGGCAACAGAGUCGGGUCACCUGUGGCAAAAACAAAGCCCACAACAUUUUCCCUCACAUCACCCUGUGCCAGUUCUUCAUGUGUGCAGACCACAAAGUUGAAGCUCUAUGCGAGGCCCUCCUGACCACCGUCCAGCAGUGGCGGGGUCGAUUUCCCAGCCCGCUGCCUCUAGAGCUUUACACAUCCUCCAAUUUCAUCGGCCUUUUCGUGGAGGAGCAGGUGGCCGACAUCCUGAAGCAGUUUGCGGCCGACUUCGCGACAGAAGCUGCCAGGAAGGCAGAAGUCCACGUGGAGCCUCACAAGAAGCAGCUCCACGUAACUCUGGCCUACAACUUCCCCACCAAUCACCUCCCAUCACUGGAGAAACUGGCCAAGGGCAUUGAAGUCAAGCUCGGCUGCGAUUGGCUGGCAGUCCUGUUCUCCCGGGACAUUCGCUUUGCAAACCAUGAGACCCUGCGGGUGAUGUACCCCUACAUGCCUCAGAACGAGGAUGAGCUGGAGCUGGUUCCCGGAGAUUUUGUCUUCAUGUCUCCGGUGGAUCAGAGCAGCACCAGUGAGGGCUGGGUGUACGGGACCUCGCUGGCCUCUGGGCUGUCCGGCCUGCUGCCUGAGAACUACGUCAGCUUGGCCGAUGAGUCAGACACCUGGGUCUUCCAUGGAUCCCAUUCAUUCUUCAGCUGUGGGCCCAGUGACAGGACCAGCAAGGAGAGAGGGAUGUUUGACGGACUGCUGGACAGCCGACGCCCUGAUAACACAAGUCCCGGAGACACACCCAGCCUCAGUCUCAUUUGCCAUCCAAUGCAGCAGGUCCUGCGGAUCAGUGGCAGUCACUCUCGGCAGCCAAAGAGGACACUUUUUGUCUGCCGGCAUGGUGAGAGGAUGGAUGUGGUCUUUGGCAAACACUGGCUCUCCCUCUGCUCCGACAGUAAAGGUCGAUAUGUACGUUCCAAUCUGAACAUGCCUCCCAGUUUGCCGCUGUGGGGAGACAAGAGAGAUUAUGACAUGGACGCUCCCAUCACUGUGUUUGGAUCCACGCAGGCUCGACUAGUGGGUGAGGCCCUCUUGGAGAGCAACACAGUGAUAGACUUUGUGUACUGCUCUCCCUCUCUGCGAUGUGUUCAGACUGCACAGAACAUCCUGAAAGGUCUCCAGCAGGAUGGUAAGCUGAAGGUGCGAGUGGAACCAGGGCUUUUUGAAUGGACCAAGUGGGUUUCUGGGAACUCUCUCCCUGCAUGGAUACCGCCCACUGACCUGGCUGCAGCCCACUUCAGUGUGGACACAACGUACAGACCUCUGAUCCCAGUCAGCAAGCUCACUGUGUCUGAGCCCUAUGAGAACUACAUGAGCCGGAGCUACCAAGUGACCAAAGAUAUCCUGUCAGACUGCAAAAACACUGGAAACAACGUGCUGAUUGUAGCCCACGCAUCUUCCUUAGAGGCCUGCACACGCCAGCUGCAGGGCCGCAGCCCACAGAGCGCCAAGGACUUCAUCCAAGUAGUCCGAAAGAUCCCGUACCUGGGCUUCUGCUCCUGUGAGGAGCAGGGGGACACGGGGGUGUGGCAGUUAGUCGACCCUCCCAUCCUCCCCCUCACACAUGGACCAAACCACAGCUUUGACUGGAGGGAGACGCUCCUACAAGAAUGACAUCUGCCUGAUCCGAACUCUGCCCAGCCUGAUCCCACUGUACUCCCACAGGCAGCAGCAGCCAGUUACAGCCCCCCAGAGCCCCCCAGAAUACUGGAACCUUUCUCCUCUUCACACAGCUGCUGGUGUAGCAGCCUGCUGAAGAAGCUUCCUGCCUGAAGAUGACUGAACGGACCGUGUUCCUCUGAGGCUGGUUUCAACAGACGUCCACACUCAAAUUUCAUCCUAUAAUUGUUUUUCUUGUAAGAAUGAGGGAGACGUUGGCGUGGGCAACGUGGGCGUCAGGCGCACUGUGUGGGAGAGCUCCCACCGAUCCAGCUGCAUCAUGUGUCGAUAGUGUCGUCCCCGUCUCAGAAAAUGUCGUGAAAUUAGCAUGUUUUCGGACAGUGUGCUCUGUGAAUGAUUAGUGAGGAAAAGAGUUUGCACCAACAUGAAUGUAUCCCAUGAAGUACACAGGACUAUAGCAGUAGUGUGACACUGACGUAAAGAACAAAAACAUGGAGGUCUUUACCUUAAUUUUCAGCUCAGAUGACUCAGGUUUUAUUUUUAAGGUUGAUUUUCACAAAGCCAAAAGGUUUUAGUUCCCUAAACUCUAAACGCAAAAAUUGGUUGACUUGCCUCAGCUUCCGUUAGCUACCGCUAAACAUUAGCUGUGUCCCUCGUUCCCUCAGUCACUGUGGGUUGAGAUUUCCGACACUGGUGGAGCGUUGCACAGAUGUGAUUUUGGUUAUCUGCCAAAUCUGACGCAUUUCAUUGUGGAAUUGCUAACAAAAAAUGUGUUCAUAACUGUUUGCAUGUUUAAUUCCAUUGUGCACAUUUUUGAGGGCACCAAAAAAGUUCGCAAAGUUCCCAAUUUGGACACUUAAAAAAGAUGGCAAAUAGUAAUUUCAGACACAGCCUUUGAGUAUGACAGGUGCACUCAAAUUUAAAGUGAGACUAUAGAUGUGCGCCAUGCUAACGUUAGCACGCCAUGCUAACGUUAGCACGUUAGCAUGCCGCAGCUGAAUUCCAACAUAUCUCACAUGCUAAAUCUUAGCAUCCAACAUGUAAGUCUGAUAACAUGCUGUGUCCCUUUGACACAGGAUACUGUAAAUGUUUUGUCACAACGUGGCGCUGGCCUUCCAUUGCGUGAAAAGGUGGCAGCUGCAGAUUGAUUGCGGUCGCACUCGGGGGACAGUAACUAAAUGUUUGCAUCAGUUGUGUCCACGAUAUCUCAUUUGCAUUUGAGUUUGUGCUUAAUCACAAACCCGAAUGGCACUUGAGAAUAUGUAAUGAGAGUGACUCAGCUUGAACCACAGGGCUCCUGACCAGGAUGAAAACAGAUGGUACCGAUUGUUUGUUUUUUUUUCUUUUUAAAGGACAUCUUCGUCCUGCUUGCACUACUUCAGUGCCUGGCGGACAACAUAUCAGCAUUGGCUUCUUCAUCAGGGAGCUUCCUGAUGCUAACCGCAUAAUGUGGCCGCACGCUUUCUCUUUUUUGCGCCACGAGUAGCACAUCCAGUACAGCAGUGUCUUCUACCAUUCAUGCAGUGUCUGUAAAAGUGAAAUAACCACAGUUAUGACAGCACAACCUGCACUAUUGACAAUCACACAGUAGCGUCUUCAUUCUGGCCGAGCACAUUUUUAGUGUGCGUUUGUUCGAUGUUGUUCAAGGGUUCAGAGUAGCUGUAAAUAAUCAUAUUUUGAGAAGUCUUCCAGUCACAUUUUUUUAAUUUAUUUAUAAACUUUUUCUUUCGGAUGUUACAAGCAAAAAUAUUCAAAUAGAGGAUCAUCACUUUGAGCAGCAUGCACGAAUUAAUGCUCUGUAUCUCAGGUGUUGACUGCAUUGAAGACGUAUGUGUGUACAUGCAGCUCUGAAAAGUGUUCCAUUGAUUGAGUGACUGUGUUGUUGUGAGUGCCUCUCUGAAUUAAAGUGAUGUCUCCUGGUGUAGUGACUGCCCGCUCAUGGCUACAGAAGAAGACGCUGUCAGCUGCAUCGCAUGCAAGCACAAAAUGAAAGUUUGCUCAGGCUGAUACUCGAUGCACAUCACACAUGUGGCUUGUCAUGAUAUCAGAGCCUCAUUUCUUUGCAGUACUCAUAAUGUUUUAGAGCUGUGAGAGAUAUUUCUUCCUCUUUUUAUGCUAACACAAGCUAAUCCACUCUAGCUUCAAGGUUCCCUGUGUGAGUUUUUGACCUCCAGUAGUGCCAUUAAGCUGUUUUUUCUGAGUGGACACACACAUGCACACACACGGAUGACACAAUGCACAGUCCCACCAGUGGUGUCACACUGAUCAGCAGGUGGAGAAGUUUAAUUUACUCCAAGAUCGCCAGCAAUGUGCCAACAAAGACAGGGAAGGUGAAGCCUGCUAGCAAGCAGACAUGGUUGGAAAUGAUGCUGGAUUUAAGAUACUUCCAAAAAUCAUCUUUGCAAAUGUUUUAUGAGGAAUUAUGCAUUCAACACAUUUAUUAGAGCUCCAGGAUACACAGUCUGUUGUGGUGAGUUUAAUUUGUUUACAAGGAGACUCACAGAAAAACAUGACACUGAUAUCAAUCUUGUCAUUCACCCCCCUUUGUUUCAGAUAUAAAUAAAUGAAAUUUCAUAGUGAAAAAUAAAAGCUAUGUGAACGCACCCUUUACCAUCUUCAUCACAUCUUGAUUUGCUCCUAAUUGGCUCUCCUCACUGAAGCGACAUUGAAAUCUGGCUGUUUUGGAAACUUCUCACCUUCAAAUUCAUUCAGGAAGAAUAUGCACCAAUAAGAAAUGCAAUUUAACACCUAUCUUGAAAAACGUCACGAUAAACAUGAAUUUCCUGGGACAUGGAAAGUUUUAUGGAACGCUUGCAUUGAUCUUAACAUCUUCCUGCUUCUUUGAUCUGCAGACCACUGCUGAUUCCAGUGAAAUCGCUUUCUUGCUGUGCAACUUUUGCAAAAGCUUUGCUGGCACAGGUGCUUGGAAGAAAUGCGCUGCUACCAGAGAGAUGUAAAAGUUUUUCUCUGUCGAAUGAAAUUCAAGUUCAUUCUCAUCACAUGACGUGCUGGAGCAGCUUUAAAGACAGUGAAACAUCAGAAGGAGAGAGCCACGUGUGAAAGCAUAGACGAAGAAGGCGUGUAGUUCCUGUGUUCCUUAUUUAUUUUCUGAACAUAUCACCAAAUGUGUACAGCAAUUAAAGUAACUUCUUUUGAAAUCAAUAUUUGUUGAUUUUUAAUUUAAGUGUGUCUGUGGGCUUCGUGUACGCUUUAUUCUAGCCUUGAAUCUAUCUUUUGUUGUGUUUGUGACGCACUCUAAAGACAAAUGUGUCCUUUUCAUUAAACAGCUCUCAUUUUUUGAGUCCUCUGUGGCCUCUGCAGGUAAAGUCAGUGACAUUGUGUUCAUUGUUAGUUUGGUUUUGUUCUGAUUGAACAUGAAAUAAAAGCAUCUUUUUUCUACAUAGCAAUUUAAAAACGACCAUUUAAAACAACAGGUUGCUAUUUUUCCUUUUGGUUUGCACCUACACUACAGAUACUGUAAAGGUGAACAAACCCAAUAAAAUUCUACAUCCUC
Molecule: messenger RNA, 5542 nt
Organism: Chelmon rostratus (copperband butterflyfish)
Lineage: Eukaryota; Metazoa; Chordata; Actinopteri; Chaetodontiformes; Chaetodontidae
Product: ubiquitin-associated and SH3 domain-containing protein B-like
Exons: 14
Coding region: 91-2022 (643 amino acids)
Molecular function (GO): protein binding
Source: RefSeq, a predicted model, not a curated record